GCCGCCGGUGCUGCCGCCGCUUCCCCGCAUGGAGCCCCCUCGCGCGGUCCUAGCGCCCGCCGCCCGGCGCCGCCGCCGAGAGCCUCCCGCUCUGCCCCUGCCCGAGCCCGGCGGAGGCGGCGCCGCCCCGAAGGCUGCUCAUCCCUGCGGCACUCGGGGGCUGCCGGCGGGGGCCGGGGGGUGGCUGGAGCCCGGUAGCCAGGAGGCGAUGCUGCGGGUGCUGGACGCGGGGCUGGAGCGGUGCCUGGCGCUGCACUCCGCCUACAUCCCGGUGCCGCGGCACAGGAAGCUCUCGGGCAAGGCCGGCAUCGACGAGGUGAUGGCAGCCGCGGUGCUCACCAGCCUCUCCACCAGCCCCCUGGUGCUCGGGCACCCUCCGGCCGCCCCUGCACCCGAGCCCGGCGGUGAGGUCUGGAAGGAGGCCCCGGCCAUGUCCUCCAGCUGCAGCAGCAGCAGCAACACCAGCGGGGACUGGAGCUGGGACCCGGCCAGCGACCGCUCCACCCCAUCCACGCCGUCCCCUCCGCUCUCCAGCCACGUCCCCAGCACCUUCCUGCCCGCGCCCCUGCCCGACGAGGGCCCCGACGAGCCCGAUGGCACCCACUUUGUGUUCGGAGAGCCCGUCCCGAGGAAGAGGAAGAACUCCACCAAGGUGAUGUUCAAGUGCUUGUGGAAGAGCUGCGGCAAAGUCCUCAGCAGCUCCUCAGGGAUGCAGAAGCACAUCCGAACCGCGCACCUUGGCCGUAAACCCGACCUGGAGCAGAGCGACGGCGAGGAGGAUUUCUACUACACGGAGCUGGACGUGGACGUGGAGUCUCUGACGGACGGGCUCUCCAGCCUCACCCCGGUCUCCCCCACCUCCUCCGUGCCCCCCUCCUUCCCGGGCCCCGAGGCGCAGGGACCGGUGCCUGCGGUGCCGCUGCCGAGCCCGGACGUGGCGCUGGGCUCCCCCCGCAGCCCCCCGCAGCCCCCCGGCCUGUGCCACGUCCACACUGACCACGCGUACCAGGGCUGCCCCGUGUCCCCGCGGCCACCGGUGCCCCCCGCAGCGCCCGCCCCGCCGCCGCCCAAGCCGCCCGCUGUGCCCAGGAGGCCACGAGGGGAGGCCAAGAAGUGCCGCAAGGUGUACGGCAUGGAGAACCGGGAGCUGUGGUGCACGGCGUGCCGCUGGAAGAAGGCUUGCCAGCGCUUCCUCGACUGAACCGGGGCCACGGGCCUGCAGCAUCCCCUCCUUCUUGCACAUUUUGCACUCGAGGUGCCUUCGCGCCCCCCCCCCCACCCCAAAAACGCCACCCCGGGGUCCCCCCGGACUCAGGGAACGGCCCCCCCCCUCCCUCCCCAAAAGCUUUAUGCACACGGAGCUUGUCCCCCCAUUGUUCCUUUGGAAGAUAAGCUAAACGUGCCCCC
Neopsephotus bourkii (Bourke's parrot) is the source of this 1407-nucleotide messenger RNA. It is a transcript of the gene SLC2A4RG, whose product is annotated as SLC2A4 regulator. The record is from RefSeq and is a predicted model, not a curated record. Gene Ontology annotation, cellular component: nucleus. Gene Ontology annotation, molecular function: DNA-binding transcription factor activity; RNA polymerase II cis-regulatory region sequence-specific DNA binding. The coding region runs from base 29 to 1201 and encodes 390 amino acids. Lineage: Eukaryota; Metazoa; Chordata; Aves; Psittaciformes; Psittacidae. The transcript is spliced from 8 exons. Gene Ontology annotation, biological process: regulation of transcription by RNA polymerase II.